Molecule: messenger RNA, 1656 nt
Organism: Bacillus rossius redtenbacheri
Lineage: Eukaryota; Metazoa; Arthropoda; Insecta; Phasmatodea; Bacillidae
Product: L-asparaginase-like
Exons: 12
Coding region: 91-1371 (426 amino acids)
Biological process (GO): amino acid metabolic process
Molecular function (GO): asparaginase activity
Source: RefSeq, a predicted model, not a curated record
UCCGGCCAUCUGUGCCAGCGGACUCUUGCGGCUGCAGCGAUCACACGUCGUCGGAGAAGAUCCGGAAGAUCACUGCUGAGACCAGUAGAGAUGACAUCGCCGAUCGACGAGUUGUGUGAGGACACCAAGAGCGUCUCACCGGCUCUGCCCGUGGUCGCCUCCCGGCUGGAGGGAGAGAGCCGAGUGCUGGUGCUCUACACUGGAGGCACCAUCGGCAUGCUGCCCGGCGAGGAAGGAGCUCUGGAGCCAGCACCCAACAAGAUGGCCGACUUCAUCAGGAAGAUCCCAUACAUGCACGACGCCGAAUACGCGAAGGAGAGGUUCGGCGAGGGUCCCAAUACGCCCUUCGUCAUGCCGCAGUCUCCUGGCAGACGGAGGGUGGUGUACACCUUGUUCGAGUACCAACCCCUGCUGGACUCCAGCCAGAUGACUCCAAGACACUGGACCCGACUGGCUCAAGACAUCGAGCGGGUGUACGAAUGGUACGAGGGCUUCGUGGUGCUGCACGGAACGGACACGCUGGCCUACACCGCCUCUGCUCUCUCCUUCAUGCUGGAGAACCUCGGCAAGACGGUCAUCGUCACCGGCGCACAGAUCCCGAUCUUCGAGAGCCGCAGCGACGGCCGCGAGCACCUGGUGGGCUCGCUGCUGCUGGCGGGCAACUACUGCAUCCCCGAGGUGACUGUGUUCUUCAGCGACAAGCUGCUGCGGGGCAACCGCACGGUCAAGGCCAGCGCCACCAGGUUCGCUGCCUUCGACUCGCCCAACCUGCUGCCCCUCGCCGCCAUCGACACCGACGUCCGAGUCGAUUUCGACGCCAUCUUGAAACCCCCAGUGUUCACGGAUUUCAAAGUUCAUUCCAACUUGAACUGCAACGUGAUAAUAUUGAGAAUAUACCCCACCAUCACCGCAUCUACGGUGCGAGCUGUGCUGCAGUCCGCGGAGGGCGUGGUAUUGCAGUCGUACGGCGCCGGCAACGUGCCCAGCGACCGCGCCGACCUGGUGGACGUGGUGCGCGACGCCACCGCCAGGGGCGUCCUGGUCGUCAACUGCACCCAGUGCCCGCACGGCUCCGUCGCCGCCAUCUACGAGACCGGCGCGGUACUGUUGAAGAUGGGUGUUAUACCGGGAGCUGACAUGACCACAGAGGCAGCGUUCACGAAGCUGUGCUACGUGCUGUCAAAGAACUGGAACAUAACCACCAAGAGAGAGAGGCGAUGUUGGCAGACCUGCGCGGCGAGCUGUCGCUGCAGAAGCCGCAGCCGCAGGGGCCCUGCUCGACGCAGCAGUGCCCGCGCCGUCCCGUUCCCACCAGGGAGGUUCCCGCGCCGGCCGCCGGGAGCGCUCCGGCGCUGCAGAAGCUACGCAUAGCCGACCAGCCCCAAGAAGGAGCUCUACACGUGGCCAGCAGCCAGGGACCGCCAGAUGUGCUGCGCCUUCUGGCUGAAGCAGAGGCGUCCUUGGACAGGCCGCGGCACACGGCUAUGUAGACCGGCCCUGGAGCGAGCAUUCCGGUGGUCGUCUCCAUGCAUCGAGGACCGCUAGCGGGACCACCGCUGUAGCCAGGAACCAUCCCGCUGAGCCACAGUAGUGGAUACACCUAGUGGCCCGCUGUAUCGCCACCAGAUGAAACAAUAAACAGAGAGUUCUUUGGCA